This is a messenger RNA of Diaporthe batatas, 3829 nucleotides long. RefSeq lists its product as uncharacterized. Gene Ontology annotation, cellular component: mitochondrial inner membrane. Bases 144 to 1808 code for a protein of 554 amino acids. The record is from RefSeq and is a predicted model, not a curated record. Gene Ontology annotation, biological process: mitochondrial magnesium ion transmembrane transport. The transcript has 3 exons. NCBI's taxonomy places the organism in Eukaryota, Fungi, Ascomycota, Sordariomycetes, Diaporthales, Diaporthaceae. Gene Ontology annotation, molecular function: magnesium ion transmembrane transporter activity.
GCAGGAUUGACGUAGUCGGAAAACCUCAUUCUAAAAACUUCGGCACACCAUGGCACGAUCUCGUUGCCGUGACAUCGACAGCGCCGAGUUGUUGGAAUAAUCUGACUCCUCCUUUCUACUACUUGCGGAAAGGGUCAGUCAAGAUGCGCCCAACAUUGCAGCCUGCGAUCCCUUCUCGCAGGCUGCUCCGGUUCCUGCGCUUCCAGUCUGAAGGGAUUCCAUUCUUCAGUCCCACCCAUGCGCGCACUCCCGGAACCAAGUGCCACGGCCUGCCUCCCCACGAUCCUCGAGGCUCGGCGCACUCCACAGAACGGCGCGGUUGCGCACCACGGCUAUUCUCAACCUCGAGGACCAACGCGUCUGAGGCCGCCCUCCACUCGGCUGUGUUCGACCUGGAGAGCAUCCUCCCGAAAUCUCUCAAGAAGGCUCGCUCGCGUGGCGCCGAUCCCGUCGGGGAAAAUGCCGCCACGAGGUCACGGCGGUGCCUCUCCACGGACGGGCCCACCGUGAAAGAGCGCAGCAAGACGUGGCAGCAGAGGCUUUGGGCGGACCCCACCGUCAAACCAGAGUUUCGGACCAGGGCCACGGACGAUUUCGACACCUCCAUCUUCACGUCGUCCAUGACAGCCAGGAGGGCCAAGGCUGCUCUUGAACCUGUGCUGCGGUGCACAGAGGUGGACGAGAAGGGAGACGCCAUCCUGACCGACGGCGCAUUCAAGAAGAGUGAGCUCAUUGCAAAGUACGGUCUCAUGCCCCGAGAUCUGCGCAAGAUCGAUUCGUCCAACCUCCCGCACAUCCUCGUCCGGCCGGCCGCGAUUCUCCUCAAUCUCCUACACCUUCGUGUACUCAUCAAGCAUGACCGCGUGUUGCUCUUCGACGUCUACGGCUCCCAGGCCUCCUCUGCGCAGUCAGAGUUCAUGUACGAGCUGCAGGGCAAGCUGCGGCAGAAGCAGGCCCCCGGCACGGCAGGCGGUCUCCCAUACGAAUUCCGCGCACUCGAGGUGGUGCUCAUGUCAGUGACCUCGGAGAUCGAGAAGGAAUUCGGCACCGUUCAGAAGCCUCUUAUGCACCUGCUCGGCGACCUGGAGGAGGAUGUCGACAGGGAGAAGCUGCGGUACCUGCUGGUGCUCUCGAAAAAGGUGAGCACCUUUGAACAGAAGGUCAGGCUGGUCCGGGAUGCGAUCGACGAGCUACUGGAGGCGGACGACGACCUGAGCCAGAUGUACUUGACGGAGAAGACUCGUGACAUCUCACGCGAGGUGGACGACCACACAGAGGUUGAGAUGCUUUUGGAAUCUUAUCACAAAAUAUGUGACGAGGUUGUCCAGGAGGCGAGCAACCUGGUUUCUGGGAUCAGGAACACGGAAGAAGUCAUCCGUGCUAUUCUAGACGCCAACCGCAACGCCCUCAUGCUCCUGGAACUCAAGUUCAGCGUCGGCACCUUGGCCCUGGCGAUGGGCACCUUCUUCGCGGGCCUCUACGGCAUGAACCUGGAGAACUUCAUCGAGGAGACGAACUGGGGCUUUGCAGGCGUGACCGGCGCCUCGAUCAUCUUCAGUGCGCUCGUGGGUUGGUACGGCCUGAUCAAACUGCGCAAGGUCCAGCGCGUGCGCAUGCGCAACCGCAGGUCGCUGGUGAACAACCCUGACGGCCAUGAGCCGUACGGGGCUAUGCAGUGGUACAAGGAUGACAGCCCCACAGCGCUGCUCGAGGCCAAACACCGUGAGAAGCUCAAGAGGAUCGCCGCGAUGAAGGAGCAGCGCCCCCAGGCCACGGGGCUCAAGAAGUGGCUGCAGAAGUUACAGUGAAGUACUUGGGAAGGGAGGGACUCACAGACCCGCAGACGUCCUGCGACGACUGAAUAGGGUUGGCUGCAACCUCGAUGAUCGGAGGUGGAGCUGCCAGGUGGCAGAUGCUGUUACAACAUGUACGAACAUCUGAUGCUGUUCCUUUACGAUAGCAUCUCGAACUCACCUCAUUUCAUAGAUGAUACCCCUCCGAGUAAUAUUCAUAAAGUAUUGUUGAUUACUUUCCACGACACACAAUGCCCGAGGCUUGGGACACGCAUGGCCUCCACAGCCUGCCUCCCCCGGCCCCCCGAAUUGUGAACCCCGUCCCACCGCCGCUCCGCAUUCUGGCUGUUCACCGAGCCAAAACCUGCGUCAGCCGGAAGACCUGCUCAUCGUCUACGUGUUGUUGCGACUUGCCCCUCGAGAUACUUAUCCACUUCUUCUCUUCGCUCUUCUGCGCCGCCAGGACAUCGCCAAAAUCCACCCCGGGUAUCAAAGGCAUCUCACUCGAGUCCGGCCCGCUGAUCUCCUGUGUCGGGGGUGGCACGGGGGCGCCGCUCCCACUGCUUGACCUCGACUCGACGAGCUCCAGUGUCAGGGGGUCUCUCCUCGAGAACGUCACGCUCACCUCCCCGGCCUCGAGCAGCGCGGGCACCGUCUCGGCGUCCUCGAUGUCCAACUGCCGCAGCGCGGUGUGGUAGACGUGGCGCAGGACCUCGUCCUUGUGGCGCUUCGAGUAGGCGGCGUCGGCCUGCCUGCACAGGGCCAUGGAGGGGUAGCUGGAGAUGAGGACCAGCAGGCUCUCGUCGCUGGCGGACUGGAAGAGGAAGUGGUGGCUGCGCUUGGGCGGCGUGCUGAGGGCCAUCUGGAGCCCGGAGCCGCACGAGGACCUCGGGCUCGGCGUGUACAUGGCGCAGAGCUCUAGGAUGUUGGUCCAAAGGGACAGGAAGGCCGGGUCGCGGGCUGAGUUGUCUGGCUUGAGGGUGAAGAACCAUAAUCUCGUGAUUGCCAUGGUGCGUGCACGGCUCGGGCGUUGGGGCUGUCGGUGGUGUCGUUUGCCGUUUGUGGUAUUGGCUUUUUCCCGUGAGCCUGUUGUGGUGUUCCUUCCGGUGAAGCAGAGUGGAGAUGGCCUGGAUUUUGACAAUUUCUUUUUCUGUCCUUCAAUUGAAUGGGAAAGGAUUUGUCGUGGCGACGAAUUUGGAAUUUGACAUGUCCGACCGGGCCCGUGGUUGUUUUGCGACUACCGGAUACUGUUUGCUAUAUGAGGCAGUGAUGGGAGGGGGCCAGGGACGAGGGGAGGGCCGUGCUACUGCAGGUCGUGCUGCCAGUAGACCUACAGCUCCCGCAGCUCUCUACCUAGGUGGCUAGGAAGGCAGAUUUGCCGCUAACGACGUCACAGGCGGGCUAGUUGAGAGGCUAGGUCGGUCCCUUCUCACAUCUCGCGGCCCUUCUCAGGGUCCAGACUCCACAGCUCCCGUGGACCCCUGAGGAUCGGGCACCGCAUGAGCACAUAUGAUCCUGCACCCUCACCACCUGCUUAGCCCUAGGUAGGUAGGUGGUAGGUAUCUAGGUACCUAAGGGCUAGCUACCUUUCGCAAUUAAGUACUGAAGUAUGGAAUGAAAGACCAGGGCGGCUGGCAGGCAGCUCCCGUGGCUUUGUUGUCAUGGACGCUGGGUUUCUCUGGCGUGGCGUUCCUCGGAAUAAGUCCAUCUCGUAGCGGAGUCAGUCAGAGGCAUGAUGUCACGGGCGUCGUCGGUCUGAGGUUGAAGCUUCUUCCCGCCGGUCUGCUCUUGGAGACGGUGACGCCGAGCAAAAUGGCCGCUGUCGGGGGUCCAAACGCUGGCCGCAUAUUGAGUUGGACAAGAACCGUGGGCCCGGACCAUCUGCCGUCUGCCAUAUGACGCUCGAUGACACGGUCCACACUUUGCUGCUUGUGAGCCGAUCAGCCAGCUAGCUCCAUUGACCUCCGCACGAUAAUUCUACUCUGCGUCUUCCUCGGUGUCACCCUGUUGGAGGCUUGGUCAGCAGGCGACCCAUC